CAGUCUGGUAAGACCUGAGCUUCUGCGGUAAAUGGAGUUAACUUGGCCUUGUCGCACGCCAGUCUGCUUCUGACAUUCGCGCGUCGCGCUCGAUCGCCGCCUGAGAUCGCCCCAUCGCCUGUGAUAUUACGUUUCUAUUACUCGCAUUUAUUUAUUUCUGCCGAAAAAGGGCGAAAAACUUAAACCGAUUAGGUUCACAUAAAUUUAUAUAUAUCAGUUCGAACUUGAGCUUGGGAAUUAGCAAACGCAAUGAAAACGAUAAAUCACAUACUUAGUCCACUCCUGCUCCUGCUAGUGCUGUAUCUGCCUAGUAUAUCCUGGGCAGCGCCUGCUCUACAUCUUAGAAACUACCCAGAGCCAGACUCUGCACUGGAGGAGGCCUAUCCCACAUCGCCCAGCCAAGUGCUGCCCAUACAGCCCGUGCUCAUUUAUCCCCAGCCCCGGGAGAAUCUCUACCAGGCCAGGAAUAUGGCAGGGCGAAACAACGACCAGGACAUUAUCUUCGUGAAGUUGCUGCAGGACAAAUCCAGUGCCUAUCGGCCCAAGCAGCAGCGCCUCGUCCUCGACGAGACAAAGUCCUCCCGCCGGAAGGAGCAUGGCCUCAAGGAUAUAUUUUAUGUGAAGGCCCUGACCAAUGGAAGAUUCAGCCAUGAGCGCCUAAAGGUGUACCGGGUCCCCGAGUUCUACGCUAUCAGUGUGUUUAGCAACGGGGAGAAGUGAUCAUCUGGAUGACGAAGGAACAGGAGUAAUAUAAGUUAUU
Messenger RNA from Drosophila serrata, 760 nucleotides. RefSeq lists its product as uncharacterized. NCBI's taxonomy places the organism in Eukaryota, Metazoa, Arthropoda, Insecta, Diptera, Drosophilidae. The record is from RefSeq and is a predicted model, not a curated record.